Oncorhynchus masou masou (cherry salmon) is the source of this 816-nucleotide messenger RNA. Its product is annotated as ladderlectin-like. The coding region runs from base 104 to 652 and encodes 182 amino acids. The transcript has 6 exons. Gene Ontology annotation, molecular function: signaling receptor activity. NCBI's taxonomy places the organism in Eukaryota, Metazoa, Chordata, Actinopteri, Salmoniformes, Salmonidae. The record is from RefSeq and is a predicted model, not a curated record.
CACACAGGCAGGACAGAGAGAGAGAGAGAUACCCAGUGAAGACCUCUGAAGAUCUCCAAAGAAGUGAAGCUACAACGGAACAUUUUAGAAGGAGACUAUCACCAUGGCGAUGUUGACCAUUCUUCUGCUUCUCAGCGCUGCCAUUGCACUGAGCGAAGCCUUAACUCUGGAUGAAGCAAAUGCUAUGGUGGCAUCUGCAGCAAAUAAAAAAAGCCCAUGCCCCACAGACUGGUUCCGGUUUAAUUCACGCUGCUUCAUGUUUGUCCAGACUGCAAGGACAUGGCCUGAAGCAGAGCGCCACUGUAUGUUCCUUGGAGCAAACCUGGCAUCUGUGCACAGCUCUAGGGAGUCCCAAUUUCUACAGGCGGUGGUGUUGAUCAAGACUGGCGAUUUCCCUCUGACCUGGAUUGGAGGAUAUGAUGCUGUUCAGGCAAAUGUGGAAAAGGACAGGCUAUGGUUCUGGAGUGACGGAUCUACAUUUAAUCACCAGAACUGGGCGGAAGACGAGCCCAAUAACUAUAACGGUGCCAGAGAGCCAUGUGUUCAGAUGAACUUUGGAGGUAAAGAUGCCUGGAAUGAUGAAUUAUGUGAAAGGAGAUAUCCCUCUGUGUGCUCCAUAAGGACCUGUUCAAUCCGUCAAACCAUCAACUGAAACCAAACAUUCUACUGCGUAGUGUCAGCAACCUAACUGAACAAUGUUUAUGGUAAAAUCAAAUACUUUAUGAAGAUUAUUUGUUGCUGUAAAAUGAAAGUUUAGUUACUUGUUGCAGACAAUGUUGAUGUGGUUUGUUGUCAAUAAAACAGGUGUACACAUUA